Molecule: messenger RNA, 528 nt
Organism: Neltuma alba
Lineage: Eukaryota; Viridiplantae; Streptophyta; Magnoliopsida; Fabales; Fabaceae
Product: E3 ubiquitin-protein ligase ATL41
Exons: 1
Coding region: 1-528 (175 amino acids)
Biological process (GO): protein ubiquitination
Molecular function (GO): transferase activity
Source: RefSeq, a predicted model, not a curated record
AUGGGUUUUGCAGAUCGAGAAGACGAUGACUCACUCGGUAUCGGCCCCAGGGUGAUGCUUGCCGUCGCUUUCACGUUAUUCGCCAUCGUCUUCUUUGUAAUCAUUUUCCACUUCUGCUCCAGACGGCUCCGACGAAGUCGUCAGCUGAGCCUGAGCAGACGCUUCGGCGAUCAACCGCCGGUUUAUCAAAUCAGUACUCAAGUUUUGCCGAUUGAUGUGGAAUCACGUUGCCCAAACUGCGACCGUCAGGGGCUUGACUCUUCCGUCAUAGCGUCGAUUCCUAAACUCCAGUACAAGCAAACGGACCAGUUCAACGACGGCGAAACCGUAGAGUGCUCCGUUUGCUUAGCCAUCAUUGCGGAAGAUGCAGCCGUUAGGGUUUUGCCUAACUGCAAGCACGUGUUUCAUGUUGAUUGUGUUGACACUUGGUUCGGUUCCAACAACACUUGCCCGAUCUGCCGCACAGUGGCUGAACCCGCCUUGCUGUCUGGCGGUAGCACUGUUCAACCCUCGGCACCGCCAGUAUGA